Messenger RNA from Vitis vinifera (wine grape), 913 nucleotides. RefSeq names its product cytochrome c oxidase subunit 6b-1-like. Bases 152 to 727 code for a protein of 191 amino acids. The transcript has 6 exons. Lineage: Eukaryota; Viridiplantae; Streptophyta; Magnoliopsida; Vitales; Vitaceae. The record is from RefSeq and is a predicted model, not a curated record. Gene Ontology annotation, cellular component: respiratory chain complex IV; mitochondrion.
GAAAAUGGCUUACUUUUUAAGUUAAAAAUCGGAAGUGAGAAGGAGAGAGCAGGAGAGGCAGAGCGAGAGAGCGCCCCUCUGGAGUCGACCUUUGGAGUGCGCGACGACGGAGAUUUUGCCCUUUUUACUUCUGUUGAAGAACUUAACAUCAAUGGCUUCAGCCGAUGUUGGACAAAAUGUCAGUCUGCAUGAGCACUAUAUGUUGGGCGAUGGGAAAGGAAUCGAGAGUGUGGAAAAAAGUGAAGUUAAGAUCCUAGUAGAUUCGGCUUCUGAGAAUGUUGUAACUGAGAAGACCGAGGAAACACCUGCUGUUACAAAAGAAGCCACAGAAGCUGCUCCGACUGCAGCUGAAGAAAUUAUUGAGGUCACCUCUGCUGCAAGUCAUGAAGCUACUCCUGCUGCCAAAGACAUCAGUGAAGCUACCCCAGAUGCUGCUGAAGAAAGCAGCAACAAUGUUGAAGAGGAAAACUCGGGUGAUCUAGAAGUUGAACACACAUCGGAAAUAAAACUUGAGACAGCACCAGCAGAUUUCCGUUUCCCGAGUACCAACCAAACAAGGCAUUGCUUUACCCGUUACAUUGAAUAUCAUCGGUGCACUGCUGCAAAGGGGGAAGGGGCUACUGAGUGUGAUAAGUUUGCAAAAUUUUAUCGUUCUCUUUGUCCUGCUGAAUGGGUAGAGAGAUGGAACGAACAAAGGGAGAAUGGCACCUUUCCAGGUCCUCUGUAGAUGGUGCCCUUAUAAAAAAGUUCCAAAUCCAGUUUCUUUCUUGCCAUUUUUAUAUCCAAGUUGCCAUUGAUUCCGCCAGAUGAAUUUCCUGGCAUAGAAUGGAACAGGACUGUGAGUGAAACUACUACUUGAGUGAUUCAAGUUAAUAAAAUUUUUGGCUAGGUCUGUUGGAGCUAGUUCUAAUCA